ACCUAAUAAGAUGCGGACUUUGGUCUGCUAAACCAGCACGCCAUAUCUGCCCUAUCAGACGUGCUGUUCAAGGUAAAAUCAGACGUUUUGCCUCCGUAGAACGAGUGAGCAUGAUGAAUCUCAUAUAUAGGCCGUGACCAAGUUGUGUCUUUCGUGUAAUUACCUUGUCACCUCUUACUUCUCUCCCACAUGGCAGGCUCGUUAUUCAAGCGUGCCGUUGCUCGCGUGAAGGGCAACGAAGGAAAUGCCGCAUUAACCCCAGAUGGUUUUGCGGAGUCGACGACAUUGGAUGAGAAGACCGCAGCUGGACUCACUGGUACUGGAAAAAUUGAACCGACAUCGAAGACAUAUGGACUUGAAAUUGGUGACGAGGAAGUCAAGGCUGGAAAGUCUUCCGACGUUGACAGCGAGGAAUUCGAUGAUGACGAUGAAGCUGUUAGGGAUAUUCCUCCAGCAGUAAGACGUAUUGUCUCCAUGACCGACAAUCCAGAGGAGCUCACUCUUACUUUCCGAUACUUUGUUCUCGCUAUUCUCUUUAUCGUUCCUGGAGCUUUCCUUUCUCAGAUGUCAUACUUCAGAACGACUUCAGCAGCAUAUUCAGUCUUCUUUGUCCAGAUCGCAUCAAACUAUGUGGGCAUCUGGCUCGCAAAGAUUUUGCCCAACAAGAAGAUACUCGGCAUCAACUUGAAUCCUGGACCAUGGAGCACUAAGGAGCAUGUGCUCGUCACCCUGUCAGCUGCCUCUGGAGCGACCUAUAACCUUGCAUAUGCACCAGUCUCGAUUGCUGAGCUCUAUUUCGGCGAGCCCAUGAAUCCUGGUGUUGCCAUAUUCUUCAUGUGGAGUGUAGUCGUUACUGGCUACUCAUUUGCUGCCAUCUCACGUCAGUUCCUACUCUAUGAUCCGCAAUAUCCUUGGUUUCAAGCACUUUGUCAGACUGCCUUGUUCGAAUCGCAGAAGAAGGAGAGAAAUAACCCGACUCCGCUUUCGAAGAAGCAGAUGAGAAUCUUCUUCGCUGUCUUCUUUGGUGUUGCUGCGUGGCAGUUCUUCCCUGAGUUCAUCUUUCCGAUGACUGGAAGUCUCGCUUUCUUGUGUUGGGUUGCUCCCAGAAAUCCUGUGGCCAACUUCAUCGGUUCUGGUUUUGGUGGCAUGGGCUUCCUCAACCUCAGUCUUGACUGGUCCAAUCUGAGCACCAACGGCAAUCUUUUUUUGUUGCCUUGGUGGACUCAAGUCAUCAUGUUCAUUGCCUUUGCUUUCAACUGUUGGGUGUUGCUUCCUGCUGCGAAGUGGGGCAAUCUCUCCGAGUUCAAGCCUGGCCUCAUGUCUACUAGUGUUCUUCAAGGCAAUGGCACUAAGUAUCCUUUGACGAAGCUUGUUACCUCUCAAGGAACAUUCAAUCAGACUGCUUAUGAAGAAUAUGGUCCUCUCUAUCUUGGAGCUCAAAUGCUUUGGGGCAUCUUUUUCUCUUACGCGGCGUUCUUGUCUGCCUGGGUCUGGGCCGCCCUUUUCGGAUGGUCAUCGUUCAAGGAGGCGUUCUCAAAGUUCAAGAAGAGAAACAAGGGAGGCGACAAAGGAGGCAUCAACAACCAAUACAAUGAUCAACUCAACAUUCUCAUGAGAUCAUACAAGGAGGUACCCCUCUGGUGGUACGCAGCUCUCUUUGCCUGCUCGUUCGUCUCUAUCGUUACCAUGGCCGCUGCUGGCAAAAUUUAUAUUCCGGUCUGGACCUACUUUAUUGCCUUAGCCACUGGAGCUAUCAUAGUCACACCACUCGGUUGGCUCUAUGCAGUAUCUAACUACCAACUUCCGAUUGGCACGUUUAACGAGUUGAUCUAUGGCGUCUGCGUUUCUGCCAUCAGCGGUCACAAAAAUCCAACUGGUGCUACUAUUUACAGCUCCAUAGCAGGUGACGCCUGGUAUAGGGCACAGUACAUGCUCCAGGACCAGAAGAUCGGCCACUACAUGCACAUCCCACCCAAGGCAACCUUCUUCUCGCAGAUCUUCGGCUGCACAAUCGGUGUACCUAUCAACUACGGCGUCGUAAAGUGGGUUCUGUCCUCAAAGCGUGACAUUCUCCUCGGCUUAGAGAAAGACCCUACGCACCAGUGGACCGCUCAACAUCUCUCGUCUUCUCUCUCGACCUCCGUCGAGUAUGUCAUCAUCGGACCUACAAAGAUGUUCCAACAAUCCUCCUUCAAGCCUGUCCCCUACGGCUUCAUCGUCGGCGCCCUCGCCCCUGUCAUCAUGUUCGCCCUCCACAAAUUCUUCCCCAACAGCAAGUUAAAGUUCCGCCUCUGGAACACCACAAUCUUCUUCUCUUGUGUGUCCAACUUUUACGGAAACGUUUCCACUGGCUACACCUCCGCCUUUAUCGGUGGCUUUAUCGUCAUGUUCUGGGCAUUCAGAUAUCGCAACAAGUUGUGGGCGAGAUACAACUACCUCAUGGGUGCUGCAUUUGAUGCUGGGUAUAAUUUGAAUUUGCUGUUGGUUUUCUUGUUCUUUGGUUCGGGGAAGAUUAUUAGCAUGCCGUAUUGGUGGGGCAAUAAUGAGCAGAGCAGUGAGAGGUGCUUUGCUUUGGAUUGAAGUGGGAGACGAGAUGUAUAGAUGAUGAUGACGACGUUUAGAUGAUGACAAUAUAAUAUAGACAUUCCCAAACUCAUGAGUCUGUUCGCU
This is a messenger RNA of Aureobasidium subglaciale EXF-2481, 2670 nucleotides long. RefSeq lists its product as uncharacterized. Gene Ontology annotation, molecular function: oligopeptide transmembrane transporter activity. Gene Ontology annotation, biological process: transmembrane transport. The record is from RefSeq and is a predicted model, not a curated record. The transcript has a single exon. Bases 190 to 2580 code for a protein of 796 amino acids. Lineage: Eukaryota; Fungi; Ascomycota; Dothideomycetes; Dothideales; Saccotheciaceae.